AUGUCUGUUACAACAAAAGCGACGAUUGCCUCGUUCGGAGGGAAACUACUCAAGCUGGCUCACCAAUCCAAAGUUACUGGUACAGAGAUGAACUUCAAUCUAUAUCUUCCACCUCAAGCCACGGGAAAGGAGUCGUCCAAGGUUCCAGUGCUAAUCUGGUUGUCUGGAUUGACCUGCACACCUGAUAACUGCAGCGAAAAGGGCUUCUUCCAACAUGGCGCAAGCAAAAAAGGCAUCGCGGUGCUGUACCCUGACACGAGUCCACGUGGUGCCAAUGUUCAAGGCGAGGAUGAGUCGUAUGAUUUUGGCUCAGGUGCCGGCUUUUACGUCGAUGCUACAAACGAUCCAUGGUCUAAGAACUACAAAAUGUACUCAUAUGUUACUGAUGAACUCCCAUCUACAGUUUUCGAGAACUUCAAGCAGCUAGACUCGAGCCGUGUCAGUAUUACCGGACACAGUAUGGGCGGUCACGGGGCGCUAUCCCUUUUCUUGAAGAACCCUGGCAAGUACAAGAGUGUCAGCGCUUUUGCACCAAUCGCAAAUCCUCUCAAGGCACCCUGGGGUGAGAAGGCCUUCAAAGGUUACUUUGGGGAGAGUGAUUGGCAAAGUAAGGGCGCAGAAUAUGAUUCGACAGAGCUGCUCAAGAAGUGGAAAGGUGAACCCUUGGAUAUUUUGAUCGAUGUGGUAAGCACAGUAACGAGAGUCAAUCAGGCUUGGCUAAUCACCACGCAGGGAACCGGCGACAAUUUCUACAAGCAGAAGCAGUUACUCCCUGAGAACUUCACUGAAGCUGCCAAGUCCAUUGGUCAAGAAAAGGGUGUCAACAUCCGAUACCAGCCUGACUAUGACCACAGUUACUUCACCAUGGCCAGUUUCUCGGAUGACCACGUCGACCAUGCUGCAAAGCACCUCUUUGCAUAG
Messenger RNA from Lithohypha guttulata, 921 nucleotides. RefSeq lists its product as uncharacterized. Gene Ontology annotation, molecular function: S-formylglutathione hydrolase activity. The transcript is spliced from 2 exons. Lineage: Eukaryota; Fungi; Ascomycota; Eurotiomycetes; Chaetothyriales; Trichomeriaceae. Gene Ontology annotation, biological process: formaldehyde catabolic process. The record is from RefSeq and is a predicted model, not a curated record. Gene Ontology annotation, cellular component: cytosol. Bases 1 to 921 code for a protein of 306 amino acids.